Hibiscus syriacus is the source of this 4623-nucleotide messenger RNA. RefSeq lists its product as uncharacterized. The transcript has 7 exons. The record is from RefSeq and is a predicted model, not a curated record. Lineage: Eukaryota; Viridiplantae; Streptophyta; Magnoliopsida; Malvales; Malvaceae. Bases 889 to 3750 code for a protein of 953 amino acids.
AUAGCUGCAGGAGCUUUUGUGGAAGGAGUUAUUAUUACAUAAGUAGAAGUCACAUCUGCGACGAUUUUAGGCUAUUUUUCUAAUUUAGUUCACUCUAUCGAAAUCAAUCUAGCUGCUGCUUAAAUCAAGACUUGAAACACUGUUCUGGGAGCUAUUUUGAUUCGUCGAUAGGCUGAUUAGAUAGAAACUUUAGGAUGUUUAUUUUUUGCUAGAUGAACUGAUUGCUUAUUUUGAUGCGUCAAUAGGCUGAUGUGUUAUCUUCUGAUGACAAAUUUGGUGUUUUUAAUGUUUAUGUGAUUUGGAUCUAUGGAUCUUGGGUUACUUAUUCUGAUUUAAGGAUCCUCAUGUGCUUGUUUGUGAAAUUAAAAUCACCUUAGCUGCAGAAAAGAGGUGUAGGGCUAUUGAAGGGAGGAAUAAUUUUUUACUUCAAAGGAGACAUGAUCUUUACUGAUUUUUUGGCUCUUGGUCAAGCUUCCAUUUCAAUUUUUUUGGGCAUAGAUCGAAACAACCAUACUUCCUAUUAUUACCCGAAGUUCAUAUGAAGUAAUAAUGCAUAGAAAAGUACACAGUUUGUCAAAACUGUAUACUUGAUGAUGAUUGAUGAAACUUUUACUGUAUAUAUUCUGUUGCAUGCGAAGAACUCUGAUUCCAAGAUUUUUGAACAAAAUUUGUGAAAUAUUACAUUCUCAAUUGAAGGGAUUUGUCCUGGACAUCAAAUUUGUCACCAUGAUCUGCCUCAAGGAAGGAUAGACACUUAACCUGUUGAAGACUCGUGUUUUAUAGUGAUAUCUGUAUUGUUAAAUAUCUGACAAGAUUGGAGGAACCAAAUUAACUAGACAUAUUUGUACUUGCACCGGAAGUUUCUCUUCUACUCUGGUGUCAAGCAGCAUGAUGAGCACAGUAGGUCUCGACUUCAGAAGUCCUAUGGAUCCUGACCUGACUUGGAAGAUAGUUUCAAAGAGGAAUAGGAGUGUGAUGAGACGUACCAGGAGACCGGUUGCUAAAAUCUUGAUGCUGGGAAUGGUGCUGGCUGAUAAAAAUGCCAGGACAGUGGAGCAUGUUACGGUUUCAGAGUCAGAGAAGGUUGGUGUGGAUGUUCUAGGAAGGCGCUUUUGUGAAAGAGUAGAGAAUGUUCCAAUUAAGAAAAGGAGAUUUGUGUUCCGAUAUCCAUCACCACCACCUCCACCUCCAUUGACUCCUUAUUUGUACCUUGAAGCCUCUGAACAGCAUGUAGAUUUUAACCUUGCUUCAAAUCAGAAUUUGGGUUCAAGCACCACACAGAGGAAACAGCUCAUGAAAUCGGAUUGUUCUGCCAAGUCAUAUGUUUCUAGUAUCGAUGAUAAGAAGAUUUCAGAGGUAAUAAAUGGUGUCGAGGAUUUCUCAGGGAUUGAAAUACUUGCAGCUGCUGCUUGCAGUGAUAGCAUCUGCAAUGAUGUUACUGAAUAUGAGGGAAAUCCAUUAGUAGAAGAACCAACAGUAGAGAGGAUGCAGUCUUCAGCUUCUUCAACUCAUUUGGAAGAAACUACUGCAUCAGUGGAGGCAGCAUGUAGCUACCCAAAAGAUCCGGUAAAUGAAAGUAAGUCUCAGGGUUCAUCUUUCCAAGACAAUUCCUUUGCUGUUUUGCAUGAAUUUCCUAGUGACAAGGAUACAGCGCCAGAAAAGUUUGUUCCCUUGCCAUAUAAUAGGUUACUAUGGGAUUUAAAUGUUUCAGUGGAUGCUUGGCUUUGUGAUGGAGGAGCUGUUGAUACUCAAAAGGAUUCUUUUGCUGAUAUUUGUGCGCGAAGCGAAGAGUUGCAGACUACAAAACCUCAAGAUAUAAAAAAUGACACUUUGAACGAAGUGGUUUCAUCCUAUGUCGAUGGGGGUAAUAAGAUGACUUCAGACUUGAGAACCAUGCCUGUUGAGACUGAUGACUUGAGUGUAGAGAAACAGGAAUCUGAAGGAUGCUUUCGUUAUGAUUCACACUUGCAGAUUAAGGAAUCUCUAGAUAUAAAAGAUGAUACUAUAGAUAAAGUGGUUCCAUCUGAUGUUGAUGGAGAUAAUAUGACGGCUUCAGACUUGCGAACCUUGCCUGUUGGGACCGAUGAUUUGAGUGAACAGAAGCAUGAGUGUGAAGGAUGCUCUGGUUAUGAUUCCCACUUGCAGACUAAGGAACCUCAAGAUAUAAAAAAUGUUGCUACAAAUGAAGUGAUUUCUUAUGAUGUUGGUGGGGUUAAUAUGAUGACUUCAGACUUGAGAACCAUGCCUGUUGGUAGUGAUGACUCAAGUACAGAGAAACAGGAAUGUGAAGGAUGCCCUGAUUAUGAUUUACACUUGCAGACUGAGGAACCUCAAGAUAUAAAAGAUGAUACUACAAACAAAGUAGUUUCAUCUGAUGUUAAUGGGGGUAAUAGGAUGACUUCAGACGAGAGAACCAUGCCUGUUGGAACUGAUGACUUGAGUACAGAGAAACUGGAAUCUGAAGCAUGCUCUGGUUAUGAUGCACAUUUGCAGACAAGUGAACCUCAAGAUACGAUACUUGAUGCUAUGAAAGAAGAGGUUUCAUCUGAUGUUGAUGAGGGUAAUAGGUUGACUUCAGACAUGAGAAUGGUGACUGUUGGGACUGAUGAUUUGGGUAUCGAGAAACAGGAAUCCGAAGAAUGCUCUGGCUAUGACUCACACUUGCUGACUAAUGAACCUCAACAUACAAAACAUGAUGCUAUGAAAGAAGUGGUUUCACCUUAUGUUGAUGGGGGUAAUAGGUUGACUUCAGACUCAAGAACCAUGCUUGUUGGGAUUGAUGCCAUUCCUGUUGGGCCUGAUGACUCGAGUACAGAGAAACCGGGAUCUGAAGGAUGUUCUGGUUAUUAUUCACAAUUUAAGGAUGGGGAGUUGAGGGAAUCAGAUGUUCAGGGCUGGGAGGAAGCUGAACAGGUGGAUUAUGACCCUGAAUUUGAUUUUGAGGAAGAAAGAUCAUUUGGCUUGGAAGCUGAGAGUGGGGAGCAGGAACUAAAGGUAGAAAGAGGAUCAAAUCUGGAACUAACUGCAAAUUUUAAAUGUUGCGAAUCGGGCGAGGCUUUGAGUAAAAAUUCGGUGAGCUUGAAGAUUAGAACCGUGGAAGUGUCUGAUGGUGAAACUAUGAAAAUUGAUUGCUUGGAUGGGUCUAAUUAUGAUCUUCGAGUUGAUUUAUCCAAGGUAUCAAAAAGGGAAUUGCUUUCAUGUGUUGAAGGAUCAUUGUCCUCUGAUGUUCAGACUAGAAGCAGGUUCGACAGUUUCAAUGAUUCGUAUCCUCGGGCUGGAAGAUGCGCUGGUUCCAAGAAAUCCUUAGGGAGGAUAGAUCUUGUUCACAGAUGCGUGGAAGAAGCCCCGGAGGUGCUCAUGUUUUCAAUCCUUCAACUAAUUAUUGGGAUUCUAAGCGGCGGCAUCCACCUAUUUAUGAUUGCCCCGACAGUAUCGGUCGUCCCAGACCAAAAUGUGUUUUUUGGAACCGAGAAUAUCUCACAGGCACAGACCAAAUUCCUUCGGAAGCUGCUGGUGUUGCGAGAUCUGGCCACCGUAUUACCAGGCAAUUUAUGGGUUCUUACAGGUCACCUUUUAGAAGGAGAUCACCGAUUGAAAGAGUUGAUUCUUACAGCAUGCAUCCAAGGAUUCCAACCGCAAGAGAUACUAGUCCUGAUCGGAGUAGGUUUAGAAGAUACCUGCAAGGGAUUAGUAGAGGCAUCAGAGAUGAGUAUCUCAUGCAUAUUCCUGAUGACAGCACGCAAUACAUGAGUCGCAUGCCACAUUGCUUAGACAAGAGAGAAAGAAGCAUUUCCCCCUAUGGUGGAAGAUACCAUCACUCCAUACCUUACAAGAGAGCUCGAUCAAGAUCGAGAAGUCGCUCUCCAAUUGAUUGGUUAUCGAGGGAUCGUAGUGAGGUUUCAAGACGUCGCAAUAGGUCACCAGAUUUUAGGUCUGAAGCUAGAAUGGAUAGAGUGAGGCUGCCAUUGACAAAGCGAUUUGGUGCAGGUCAUGGAGAGUUCAUUUUCCCACCCCGAAGUCAAGUUUCACCGCAACAAAAUUCCAGGAUGUUUGAGGAUCGUAAUCCUGGUUUAGACUAUUUUAGGGGUCGGAAAUCGCAUGCGAGGAUGCAGGACCAAAGGCUUGAUCGAGCGUGCCCCAUUUGGAGAUUGAAUUCAAAUGAUUAAUUCGAUGCCACGAUUCAACGUAGAAGAUUUCUUGAUAGAGCUGGUGGUGGUAAAGGGUGUAAAUAUGAAGUCAGUGAUGAUGGUAAACAUGGCAGCAGGUAUGCCAUGAUUCAUCAAGUGAGGUGUUAUGAUACAGAUAGUGGAGCCCGCCGGUUCCGGUAUAAUGAAGAAGAUUCAUAUAUGGCUAAGAACUCGUUAACCGUGAAUAAUUCAACCGGGGUCUCAUCGAGAUGCCCUGAUGAUGCUGAUGAUCCUAGGACAGCCGGUGAAGAUAAGUGAAUUAAGAUUAUGCAAGUGUGAGAGGAUUUGACUGGAAAGGGAGAUAUGAAACCUAGAACAGGUAAUGCCCCUUUCUGUUUACCUAAUCAUAUGCUUGUAUUUGGCUGGCUGGUGGGAGAUUUUGGUUUUUUUCAGCUUACCUUACCUAAUCAUAUCUAAAGGUUAAACGAGUUUUUUU